This is a messenger RNA of Cyprinodon variegatus (sheepshead minnow), 3217 nucleotides long. RefSeq names its product leucine-rich repeat-containing protein 3-like. NCBI's taxonomy places the organism in Eukaryota, Metazoa, Chordata, Actinopteri, Cyprinodontiformes, Cyprinodontidae. Gene Ontology annotation, molecular function: protein binding. The transcript is spliced from 2 exons. The record is from RefSeq and is a predicted model, not a curated record. The coding region runs from base 301 to 1164 and encodes 287 amino acids.
GGAGAGAGAGUUUGUCCCACAUCUUUACAGCUAAAAAGCCACCGAGGAGACAGUCCGCGAUGGAGCCGUCUGCAGAGCGCAGAGCGCAGCGCUUCCAUACGUGGAUCUGAACAGAAAAAACGGGAUUUUGAUUGAAAGCGAACAUAAAACUGCAAACGGAGCCUGAUUUAAAAAAAUAAACCCUGCUGUUGGACAUCUUCUGGACUCAAACUUAAUUUGAACCAGUUUUAAAGGUUCCCUUGUUGCUGCUGCCUGAGUCUGAUUGGGAACUGAUGUGUGUCAUGGGGAUAUGGUGAGGCGAUGUGUACAAGCUUGUGUGAGAGAAGAUGUCCUGCCAUCAGUGGAGGAACAGGAAGAGGGUCAGGUGAAGGGCUGGAUAUCUACUCAUGGCUGUGUAUAUCACUCCUGUUCUCGGCUUUGUGGGGUCAAGCAACCCCUCAGUGCCCGGACAGCUGCCACUGUGCCUGGGACACGGCCACCGUUCUGUGUUCAGAUGCGGGGCUGCGAGAGAUCCCAGAAGGGAUCCCACCGGAGACUGUUUUCCUACACCUGGAGCGCAACUACAUCCGGAACAUCCCAGAGGGUGCCUUCAGCCACUUGGUUCACCUGCAGGACCUCUACUUGUCUCACAACCGCAUUGACUCUCUCUCCUCAGGGGCUUUGCGGCAUCUGGGACCCGACCUGCGGUUGCUGGACCUUUCCCAUAACCAGCUGAGGCAGGCCAGUAGGGAGGAUUUUGGAUCCACUCGUGCCAAAACACGGCUUUACCACAAUCCCUGGCACUGUGACUGCACCCUGCAGGAGCUGAUGGAGACUCUGUACCUUGAACCUGAGACUGUGAACGGGAUCAUCUGCGAGAGCUCAGUGCGGGGUGUAGGUGAGGGGGGGCGGUGGGAGGACCCGGGGUCACCAGGGGAGCAUGCAGGUCAGCCGUUGGUCAAACUGCUGGAUUCAGGGGUAAACUUCUGCAGCCUGCAGAGGAAAACCACAGACGUAGCCAUGCUGGUAACCAUGUUUGUGUGGUUCUUCAUGGUCAUCGUGUAUGUUGUGUACUAUGUUCGACAGAACCAGGCAGAGGCCCGCAGACAUUUGGAAUAUUUGAAGAGUCUACCCAGCCCACAUAAGAUCCCUACAGAGACAGACACUCUGAGCACUGGUUUCUGAGCAAAUGUUUACGCUCAGUAAUCAGAUGCCAUCUUUAUGGAACGGGACUCUGAAACCCAUAGAGGGAUUCACACGUGGAGGAAAAUAAUCAUGCCUAAUUAUUUCUUCGAAAUAAUUAAUUUUCUUAUUGCCUUUUUUUUCCAGUACAAAAUUAUAAGUUUUUCUUAAUUUGUAUGAUAUGCACUUAGAGAAUGGCAAGACUUUUAAAAGCGCAGCAGAAGGGAAGAUAAAACAGGUGUACGCAUAAAGAAAGACCGUUUUUGAACAUAAUAACAUUCUGCCUCCCUUUGUAGCCCCUCUGUUCUUCUACCACCAUGCCUCGUACUGUGCUCUUUUAUCUUUCAUUAGGUCCUAAUUAGGCGAAGUUGACCAGCUGACCCCUAAUGAACAGUUGAAAGACACUAAUCAAUUGGAGUGUGUCUGUCAGGUGUGCAAAUUCAGAUGCAUGUCCUUUGAUUUGUCUGUAUUUAUGUGUGUGUUGGAGUUUGUGUGUUGUGCUCAGGCAUCGUCACGGCCAUUCUUAUUUUGACAGUCCUGAUUUAGCAACCGAAACAUAUUAUUUACUUCACAUCUGUACUCAGCCUGUGGGUUAUCUAAUAGUAUUGGACUUAUGUCUCAUGAACACUCACAUGCAAAAAAUAAUUUGAUAUAAUGUUUGAAUAAUUUAUUUAAGUAUUUUAUAUACAAAAAUCAUUUAUACAUAUUUACCAAUUAUUUUAUUUAAAUCAGCCUAAGGCUUUUGGCUACAGCACUUAAAGGUAUAAUGGGGGAUUUUCCUGAAUUUUGAAGUCUUGCCCUCCACUUUUAAAAAAAAAUGCACAGGCUCAAUCCUGUACCCACUCUUGAAAGGGAAAGCCUAUUAAACGCAGCAAGAGCACAAACAAGGCCAUUUCUCCUCGUGCACAUCAUACAAGCUUACUUUCCAAAAGAAGAUGUGCAAUUCUUCCACUAUGUCAGACUUACUAUUGGUAAGUGAAAAUGGGGACAAGCACGUAGGAUGGCCUUACGUAAACAUAUCACCAGAAUGAUUGACGAUUAGGAAGACCACUUAUUUUGAUGAUCCACUCGGAAAAACAGCAUCCUCCACUAUACAUUUAAGCUUUUUUCACUCAAAGCCAGUGGUUACAGCUGUUACACUGUGUUGACCAGCCUAAGUGACAGUGAGAGGCAUUUCAUAGUGUUGGCCUACUGCAGAAAAUACAGCAUGAAUUACAUUUAUAAGUACAGAAAUACUUAAAUAAAAGUUCAACAUCCCUCCAAAUUCAAAUGAAUGUGUUUGGAUUGAUAUGAUUCAGUUUAAUUGAGUUUAUUAAUGUUGUGCAAUUUCACAACACAUCAUCAAAGCAUUUUACAAAGAAAAUUCAAGGCUUCUACAAAAUUCUGCAUUUAGUAAGAUUUGGAAAUCUCUAAAGAGUGUAAAUCAAUAGGUGCAAAUUGGAUUUAUUCGUGUCCUGCUUUGCUUUGAUUAUGAAAUGUAUGAAUAUUUUAUAUUUAUGUUACUUUUUGGAACUAUUGGUUCUCCACAGUUUAAGUCCUUCACAUGUUAUAUGAAAACGGACUAUUUUUAACACCACACCAAAAAACCCCCAAAACAAAUCAUUUGUCAUUAAGGGAACUAUUGAUUUUCUUUUUUUUAACUCGCCAUGUAAAAUCUGAUGAAUUUCUUCUUCUUGACACAUUACGGUAAAUGAAACCCCCACUGGAUUGAAAACCAGGUUUGAUUGAUUUUUCAAGAGGGUGUUGUAAUCCUGUUUAUUGUGCAAAUGUGUCCUUAAAAUGGGUAGGUUAGUAUUUUAUGUAAGACUUGUAUCUAAAUAUGAUAUAAUUCUUCUCUUCUGCAAGAAGAAAUGUAAAAAAUGUUUCCAACUGUUUAAAUACAAGCUAAGCUUUUGUUCCCAACAUCGUCUGAGACUUUAUUCAGGUGAUCGAAGCAAACAAAUGUUUUUUUUCCCCCAGCUUUUUAUUGUCAUUACACCGUCACAAGUACAGAGCAACAAAAUGAACUCUCUGCAUUUAUCCCAUCCCCUUUGGGAGCAGUGGGCUGCCAUUGUGG